This is a messenger RNA of Plasmodium vivax (malaria parasite P. vivax), 1782 nucleotides long. RefSeq lists its product as hypothetical. Lineage: Eukaryota; Apicomplexa; Aconoidasida; Haemosporida; Plasmodiidae. Gene Ontology annotation, molecular function: GTPase activity; GTP binding. The coding region runs from base 1 to 1782 and encodes 593 amino acids. Gene Ontology annotation, cellular component: mitochondrion. The record is from RefSeq and is a predicted model, not a curated record. The transcript has 3 exons.
AUGGGGGUACUAUCACUACCCACAAAGGGGAGACGCCUGUACAGCAUAAAAAUUAUUGACAAGGUGACAAAGAAGAGCGUAAAAACAUAUGAGCAUUCGUUGUUUGUGCGGAAUGGGAAGGGAAAGAAAUCCACCGAGGAGGGUCCACAUCAUGAUGGUGGGAGUAUGUGCUCUACUGAUGGGGGACUUACAUUCGAAGAGAAGAAGGGGACCCCCAUAGUGGGCGUCAAAACUGAUGUGUGCAAAGUGGCCACAGGGAGGAAGUCCAUUUUUUAUGAAAGUGAAAGAAUUAUUAAAUGCGAAAGUGGAGCAGGGGGAGACGGAGCUGUCAGCUUCAAGAAGUUUAAACGGAAGGUGUUGGGACCGUUGGGCAUACCAAAUGGGGGGAAGGGAGGAAACGGUGGCGACGUGUACUUAUGUUAUUGGGACCCUAAAGGGGGUGGGCCUCUCACCCCGAAGAGGAAGCGAAGAGGGGAGGACAAACAUGUGUAUGUAAACAACUUGGCGGAGUUACCCUGCGUUAUUUCGGCCACGGGGGGAGCGAAGGGAAGGGCUAAUCAGCUGAGAGGGGAAAAUGGAAUGAGCGUUUUUUUGCACCUUAACAGGAUGUGUCACGUGUAUCGAGUGUUCCCGCGUGGGGGGGGAGAAGCUACAUGUGGGGCGGUGGCAGAAGGUGCAUGCAGACCGGUGGCAGACUCAAAGUGCACAGAUGAACCGUUGCACUUCUUAACAGGACGCACAUACAAUGCUGAGGGGACCCCCUCGGGUGACUCACAAAGGGACCCACAAAGGGACGCACCCCUGGUGGGGAGGAGCAACCAAGGGACCAACCCCCACACGAAGGGAGGUCACCACCAUGUAGUCACUUACAAGUCCCAAUAUGAAGACAAAGUAUAUAAGGUGAUAAAGAAGGAAGCCCCCGUUUAUGUAAAAAAAAACAUGCACAUUUUAAGGCAGCUGAUCAGGAUGGGACCAACAAGAGAAGGAGGGAAAGGGAACAACAUGCAAGAUACCUACACGUUUGGGAAAGGAGCAAAGGGGAGUACUGCCUACAUAAGGAUCGUUUACCGAUGCAUUAGCGACACCUGCUUUUUGGGGGUUGCCGGCUCGGGCAAGUCCACCCUGCUUUCUUUGAUCGCGCCGAAAGUACACACGGUGAAUAACCUGUAUGUGCUGAAAAAGAUUUUCUUCGCGGACAACUUCCAGGUGUCCGUCGCGGACUUUGCGGGCGACUGCGCAGAGGGGGCAGGCGGCAUAGAAGGUGUGGGCAGAGAAGAUGUAUGCGGCAUAAAAGAUCGAAGGGCCUUACCGGAUGGAAGAGGCGUAUCGGAUGGAAGAGCCGCAUCAGAUGGAAGAGCCGCAUCAGAUGGAAGAGCCGCAUCAGAUGGAAGAGCCUUAUCGGAUGUAGGCGGCGCACCAGCGCAGAGCCCCCACUUCCGCAUAAGCCCCAACGUGGCCCUCCACUUGGAACUCGUCCACGUCCUCGUCAUCGUCCUGGACAUGCAUCGCGAGCUGAUGCCCCAGUUUCGCGCCAUUAGGGAGGAACUGCGCCGGAGGGACGAGCGCCUAUCCCGCAAGCCAUACAUCGUUGCCAUAAACAAAUGCGACGUCCACUUCGCGGAGAAGAUCAAGCGGGCGGAGGAAGCCUACCGGGACAUCAAAGCCCACGGCGGGGACGACGUCCCCGUUUUCUUCAUCAGUGCCAAAUACGCAAUGGGGAUUGACAAAUUCGUUACGCACCUGCGGACGUGUGUGCAAAAGGUGAAGCACGCCAAGUGUUGA